AAUUCCUUUCUGCCGACAUUGCAUGUGAACGCAUCAUUUGCGCCUUCGUCACUUCCUGAAUCCGAUUUUCCUGUUAAAGAUGGCGGCGACCUUGUGUGUAAAAUUACUACCGAAACAGGGAUGGCUUCCCCUGACUCAGAGUGUUCGGCAUGGCUCCAAGGCUGUGACCCGCCACCGGAGACCGAUGCACAUCCUGAAACAGAAGCUCAUGGCUGUUACACAGUAUAUUCCUCCUGCACGGGUUGCUCCUCCAGGCGCAUAUCCACCCCAAACUAAAAAAGUCCAGGAGGAUAACGCUUUGACGUUAAUCAUGAAAAGGGAUUUGAAGAACAUGUUCCAGGACUGUAAGAUGGUCGCUGUGGUCCAGGACAAUGCCAGCAAUGCUGAAGACAUGAUGGUUCUCAAGCAUAGACUUCAUAAACAUGGCAUCACUGUCAAGUUCUUCCCCAACCAGGUGAUGCGGUCGUUCCUGAAUGACAGUGUUUACUGCAACAUGGCUCCUCUGUUCAUCGGUCCUACAGUUCUGUUUGUUAGUAAGGAACCAAAGGCGAAGGAGUUGUUGACGACUCUGAAGGCCAGCUCACAGAUGACACUCAUGGGAGCCUGUAUAGACAACACGUUGCUGAGUGCGCAGGGGGUGUUGAGCUACUCUAAACUGCCGUCAGUGACUGUUGUCCAGGGUGAGCUGGUUAGCGGGCUGAGGAUGCUGACUUCCUGUACAGCCUCCAUGCUUCAGCGCCACCCGGCCCACCUUUCUGCCCUGCUCCAGCAGUACGUCAAACAGCAGAGCUCGGCCGACAGCACAGAGGGAGCUCCUAAAGCAGAGGAGGCCACGUAGAGUUUGAGACGAACUUAUUGGGACUGAUUCCUUGCUGAUUUCAAGCUGCUUGGAAUAAUGAGGGACUGUUGGGUCGGAUGCUUUAGAAUUUAUUUUAAUUUAGUACCAAAGUCUGCUAAAAAGAAGUUGUUUGUUAAUCUCUCAAUCUUAAAGUGGAGCAGUUCAGUGGGCACUAGAUUCCACUAAAUCUUAUAAUGCAUCCACCCACAUGAGCACUUUGGCUUCUGUGAAUAAGGAGUCUGUGGACUUGACUGUUUUCAGUACAACUCAACCUCUUGAUGGAAGUCUUGGAUGGAUAGUGCUGCCCAAGCAGUUCCUUUAUUUAAGGAUAAGGUCGCAUGUAAAUAAACUAUGUUAACACAG
This is a messenger RNA of Micropterus salmoides (largemouth bass), 1201 nucleotides long. RefSeq names its product mitochondrial ribosomal protein L10 (gene mrpl10). NCBI's taxonomy places the organism in Eukaryota, Metazoa, Chordata, Actinopteri, Centrarchiformes, Centrarchidae. The transcript has 5 exons. Bases 80 to 838 code for a protein of 252 amino acids. Gene Ontology annotation, molecular function: structural constituent of ribosome. Gene Ontology annotation, biological process: translation. The record is from RefSeq and is a predicted model, not a curated record. Gene Ontology annotation, cellular component: mitochondrial large ribosomal subunit.